GUACUUAAAAGUUUUGGCUAAUGAGACACGUGAUUGGUGUAUAUAAUAGAUAAUAAUAAUUGUUUGUUUAUCAUUUUAUAUACGCAAUUUGAGCAGGAUUGUGUUUGUGUUACUAAAACUGAAGUUUUAUCACUUGAUGACUUGAUAAAAUUCAAUAGUAAAUUAAUAAAACAAGCAUUUCCAAUGUUUGAUUGUUGACUAAAAUGCAGUGUUUGUUAAUAUUUGAUCAUCUAAACGAUGUGGUGUAUACAAAAUGGGAUGAAAAAUUUUCAGAACACAUUUAUGAAUUUGCGUCGCUCCAGGGCUUUGUAAAUAAUGCUGGGGGCGGUAAUGAACGCAUUAUUGACGAUGAUGCUCUUGUGCAAAUUUUUUCUCCCAUUAUUACCUCCCAACGGAUUAUGAGUUGCCAGUUUGGUAAUUCUUACACAUCUAUUCAGUGUGAGGAUGGAAUUAAUAUUUGUUUUGAUGAAUAUAUGGGAUAUUUAUUUGUGAGCGUAGCUCAGGAUGACGUGCAAAGUAUUAAAAAAUAUCUCAGUGUUUGUGUGACAAUAGUCAGGUAUUUAUGUGGCCCUGAUGUGUGUCAAUUGAAGAUGUGUGAAAGAAGGGCCGAUAUUGCGACGAGAUUAAUUGAUAGUUGGGUUAAAUUGCAAAACAGUGACCAGGCAGUGUUUGUUGAAGCGGUGGAACAGUUGGUUAUAAAUUCCGAUGUCAGUUCUGUGACGCUUCAGGUGUUGCGCAAAUCUGUUGAAAAGUUAAUCUCAGCUGUAGACUGUCCCAAAAUGCAUGCAAUGGUCUUAGUAAACAACAAGUUCCUUUCUUUAUAUUCUAGUCAAAGUGCCAAAGACUUAUCCGCUGCAGAUAUUUUAUUCUCGACGAUUGUCUCGCAAGGCAGUAGCGAAAUUUUUGAACAAAAUCGCGAAACUCGAAUUGACAGCUUCCAAAUUUUGUUGGCGGGUUCUGACGCAACUCCUUCCUGUCUCUCACACGUUGUUCAUGUUAUUCCGAUUUCCGAAGGCAUAAAUUUAUUGUAUUUGCUCGAAGUUGGUAACGUUGCAAUCUCCUCAACGCUGUAUGACGCUUUCCACCACUUGCACACCAUGCAAUUUAUUCAGAUACAAAAGGACGUGGACACACUAAGACCCGCGUUUGAAAAUCUUGAAUUGGCAAUGAAGCGACUGAACGAUGCACUCAAGAAAAGCAAAAAUAAUUCCAUUGAAAAUUUGGGUAAACAACUUGCGAAAAAAUGGGAUAUUAUCAGGAAAAAGUAUCUUGAUUUUAUCAAAAGCAAGUCUGAUGAGGCACUCUUACGGGCCGAAACGAUGGCGUUGGGACUAUUGGAGAAUUUGAAACAGUUACUCGGUUUGACAUCGAUUGAUGAAAAAAUUGUUGAAUCGAGUCAGAAGGCAACGAUCGAAGUUGCGAAAAUUGUCGCUGAGAAAUUGAAUAGCUAUAAUGAGUUUCUCAAGGUUAAAUCGAUCAGGAAUUUUACUCUUGGAUCUAGAGAUUCCCUAACGAUUAAUAAGUAUUUAGAGGAAUUCCCCGGAUUGGUACAUUUUCUCUACGUGGACCGUGUGAAUCACAGAGUCACAGCCCCCACGCUUGAUUUCAGCGCAGAUGAAACAAUUAAACUGACCAAGAAUAAAAUUUGGGCGAUGAUCAAAUUUUCAAGAAAUCACUUACAAGAAGGAAAUUUGUCGCUCAUGUGGAAAGACACAGUUUUCAAUUACUCCUAUUUUUUGUGGUUUGAGGAUACCAGCGGAACGCCAAUGAAACCCCUGGUGUAUCCUACAAAUUCGUCCAAAGCCUUACCACUACCGGGAUUGUUGGGCAACGAUUUUUAUCAGAAAUUGAAAGAAAUUUGUUUUCCGAAAACAGCGUCAGCUAAAAUACGAUGUUACGAAUUGUUUUGUGUUCAUUUAAGGCUUGUGACAGCUUCCUGUGUUUUGGAACAUACAAGACGGCUGGCUGCGACCAUUUGGGAAUUGAAAGGAAUUAAAUCUCACCCAAUUGAUUUAUUAUAAGUAUCAAAAUUUUGUCACCAUUUUUUAAGUUUUGUACGUAUUUGAAAGUGCAAUAGACAUACAAUAAAUGUUUUAUUUCUUUCCAUUAUUUAUUGUUAAGUUUUUACA
This is a messenger RNA of Tribolium madens (black flour beetle), 2129 nucleotides long. It is a transcript of the gene HPS1, whose product is annotated as Hermansky-Pudlak syndrome 1 protein homolog. Gene Ontology annotation, cellular component: BLOC-3 complex. Gene Ontology annotation, molecular function: guanyl-nucleotide exchange factor activity. The record is from RefSeq and is a predicted model, not a curated record. NCBI's taxonomy places the organism in Eukaryota, Metazoa, Arthropoda, Insecta, Coleoptera, Tenebrionidae. The transcript has 8 exons. Bases 204 to 2021 code for a protein of 605 amino acids. Gene Ontology annotation, biological process: vesicle-mediated transport.